Molecule: messenger RNA, 291 nt
Organism: Prunus armeniaca (apricot)
Lineage: Eukaryota; Viridiplantae; Streptophyta; Magnoliopsida; Rosales; Rosaceae
Source: the annotation of a GenBank genome assembly
AUGGGGUUUGUGGACGGCACCCGUGCUUGUCCACCAUCAACUAUUGCUGGAAGCACACUCUGUUGGAUCAACAACUCGCUUACACACUUUGUUUUGUCAAUUGUGUUGACAAAUCAGAAUGCUCGCACAACUUGGUUAGCUUUGGAGAGGCGUUAUGCUUCCACCUCUCAUAACAUAAUUUUGCAUCUUCCCAAUGAACUACUGCGCACAACCACAGGUGAUUUUUCUGUCAAUGACUACCUUGAUCAUAUGAACGCUAUUAUUGAUAACCUCUGGACAGACAAUGAAUGA